Colletotrichum chrysophilum is the source of this 780-nucleotide messenger RNA. RefSeq lists its product as uncharacterized. Bases 1 to 780 code for a protein of 259 amino acids. The transcript has 2 exons. Gene Ontology annotation, molecular function: transaminase activity; pyridoxal phosphate binding. Gene Ontology annotation, cellular component: cytosol. The record is from RefSeq and is a predicted model, not a curated record. NCBI's taxonomy places the organism in Eukaryota, Fungi, Ascomycota, Sordariomycetes, Glomerellales, Glomerellaceae.
AUGUCGACCACUUCAUCUGCGGGGGCUGCGGUCAAUGCGACAGCAGCAAUCGAUGCAGAGCUCCAGCCAGCGAUCGCGAAGAUGAUGCCCUCAAACAAGAGUGCUGUUCUCCAUCGCAGCUUGAAAGCCGCGCCGCCACAAGUAGUCUCAGCGAACGGAAAGUAUCUAACCUUCUCCAAUGGCCAGACCAUUUUGGACACGACCUGCGGGGCUGCGGUGGCUUGCAUUGGAUCCAACAAUGAGCGCGUUAAGAAGGCGAUGAUUGCGCAGUUGGACAAGUUCGCGUACUGCAACUCGAUGUUCUUUGGGCACCCGAUUGGGGAAGAAUUGGCAGAUGAACUGAUUCGAGGAACCGAUGGUCUCAUGUCAAAGGCAUAUAUUAUGUGCUCCGGCUCGGAGGCAAUGGAUGCGGCGAUGAAGAUGGCGCGUCAAUACUUCGUUGAAAUUGGCCAACCGCAAAGAGUCAAGUUUAUCGCUCGAGAAAACUCAUACCAUGGCACAACCCUCGGCUCACUGUCUAUGGGCGGCCAUGUUGCACGUAGAAGUCUCUUCACAGACAUGCUUCUACCUAAUAUCGGCCGAGUAUCGCCAUGCAAUGCGUAUCGCGGCAUGACUGAGGGCCAGACAGUCGAGCAAUACGUCGAGCAGCUAGCUGAUGAGUUGGACCGCAAGUUUCAGGAGAUGGGUCCCGAGACUGUUUGCGCUUUCGUCGCUGAACCAGUCGUCGGUGCAGUAAGCUUCCACCGCAUACUUUUCGUUAAGGUCUGCAAGACUAACUAA